Messenger RNA from Morus notabilis, 1757 nucleotides. RefSeq names its product cytochrome P450 71A4. The record is from RefSeq and is a predicted model, not a curated record. The transcript is spliced from 2 exons. NCBI's taxonomy places the organism in Eukaryota, Viridiplantae, Streptophyta, Magnoliopsida, Rosales, Moraceae. The coding region runs from base 76 to 1590 and encodes 504 amino acids. Gene Ontology annotation, molecular function: iron ion binding; oxidoreductase activity, acting on paired donors, with incorporation or reduction of molecular oxygen; monooxygenase activity.
AAUAUAGCAACUUUCAUCCUUUAAAUUCCCCAGAAAAAAAAAAAAAAAAACAAAAAACACAACGAGCAUACAAUCAUGUUGAAUCCUUGGUUUUUCCCUGUCCUCAUCUUCUUCACAAUCUUCCUCCUCAAACGCUUUUUUUCAAACCCAUCAAAACCCCACAAAAACUUGCCUCCUUCACCACCAACCUUUCCAAUCCUCGGAAACCUCCACCAAUUGGGCCUCCACCCUCACCGCUCCCUCCGGCGGCUGGCCCAACGCCACGGCCCCCUCAUGCUCCUCCACUUCGGCAGCCGUCCGGUGGUCAUCGCCUCUUCACCGGACGCUGCCCGCGACAUAAUGAAAACCCACGACAUAGUCUUCUCCAGCAGACCUAAAACCAAUUCAGCCCAAAAACUUCUCUACAAACAAAGGGACAUCUCCACAGCUCCUUAUGGAGAAUUUUGGAGACAAAUAAGAAGCAUUUGUGUUCUUCAGCUUCUCAGCGCCAAAAGGGUCCAAUCCUUCCGAUCUGUACGAGAAGAAGAAACGGCCUUAUUGGCGGACAACAUAAGAGCGUUCUCUUCGAUGUCGUUGCCGGUGAACCUGACCGAAAUGUUCUCGUCGCUGACAAACGACAUCAUUUGCAGGGUCUCUUUUGGGAAGAAAUACGACGAGAGUGACAUAAAGAAGCAGUUUAGGGAGUUGCUUGGGGAGUUGAUGAGGUUGCUUUCAAGUUUCAACGUUGGCGACUAUAUUCCCCGGCUUUCUUGGGUCAACAAAAUCAACGGUCUUGAUGCUCAAGUUGAGAGGGUUGCUAAGGCGUUUGAUGAGUUUCUUGAUCGAGUGGUUGAUGAGCAUAUGGAAGGAUCAAAUUGUAAGAUUACUAAAGGAGAGGACAAUAAGGACGUUGUGGAUGUCCUGCUUGAGAUUCAACAGGAUUCCGAAAGGGAUGGUUUUUCCAUUGAUAGAGAUUGCAUCAAAGCUAUUAUCCUGGACAUGUUUGCUGGUGGAAGUGACACGACCUAUGCAGCCUUAGAAUGGGCAAUGACAGAACUCUUAAGACAUCCAAAAAUCCUCAAGAAAUUGCAAGAGGAGGUGACUGGCAUGGCCAAAGGAAAAUCAUACAUAUCCGAGAGUGAUCUCGACAAAACACCUUACUUAAAAGCCGUAAUCAAAGAGACUCUUCGGUUGCAUCCCCCAAUUGCAUUGAUAGUUCCUCGAGAAUCACGGCAAGACACCAAAAUAAUGGGCUAUGACAUAGCGGCAAGGACCAUGGUCAUAACCAAUGUCUGGGCAAUUGGAAGAGAUCCCGCCUUGUGGGACGAACCGGAGGAGUUCAAGCCGGAGAGGUUCUUGAACUCGGCCAUAGAUUUCAAGAUUGGGAACGAGUAUUUCUUGUUGAUUCCUUUUGGAGCUGGAAGGAGAGGUUGCCCUGGACUGUUGUUCGCCAUGACUAUUAUUGAGCUCGUGCUAGCAAAUAUCGUGCACAAGUUUCAUUGGGCAUUGCCGGAUGGAAAUAGAAAAGAGGAUUUGGACAUGACGGAAUCUGCUGGUUUCAUUACUCACAGAAAAGUUCCUCUUCUUGCCAUUGCAACUCAAAGAUUUUGAUUAGCUAGCUAUAUCUCUAGUCUCUCAUAUUCUCUCUCCGCCCUAAAAUGUCCUAUAAUUAAGGUCUUAUAUAGUACUUGCGAUUGACAAAUAUCAGCACGAACUUGCUCUUUAUCAUGUAUGAUAGUACUCUUAAUAUAAUAAAUUAGUACUGCUUAAAGUUGUUA